AUGUACGACAACGACGCACCCAUUGAAUUCUUCACCGAGGAAGGCCUUUCGCGGCUCUUCCAGGGAUGCACGCGCCUCGAGGACCUCUAUCUCGAGUCCCCGCCGGGUCUGCCCGCCAUUCCCGCCACCAUCAGCACCCUCGCGCCGCGCCUCGCUCACCUGCACCUCGAGGCGCACGUGCUCCGCCUCCCCGACGCCUUCACGAGCUUGCGCGCGCUGCGCACGUGCGUGCUCCACAUGCCCGCCCUGCACGAGCUGCCUCCAGGCUUCGGCAGUCUGACUUGCCUCACGUCGUUGCAGCUGGAUGAGUGUCAAUCGCUCACUUCACUCCCCGAAUCUUUUGGGGAGCUUGCGAAAUUAAGCCGACUUACCGUCAGCGGCUGCAGGAGCUUCCGCCUGCCGGAGUGCUUUCCUGCGCUUCGAUCGCUCAAAGAGUUUCAGAUUACGUGUUGCGAGGCGCUCUCUGAACUGCCCGAAAAAUUCGGGCAGCUGCCAGCACUGGAGAGCGUGGUUAUGGAGGAGGUGAACGGGAUCACAGGCCUUCCUGAAUCCUUCGGGCAGCUGCAGCGGCUGCAGUCGCUUUCCAUCAACGACCUCUCGUCUCUGCCCUCCUCCAUGCCCGACCUAUCAUCACUCACAUCACUCGACCUCAACGCGCCGGAGCUUUCGGUGCUGCCAGAUGGCUUCGGGCGCUCUUCGAGUCUCCGGACGUUGAACCUACUCGCUGGCAGUUUCACACGCUUGCCUGACUCCUUACCUCUCGCCGCUACAUUGCAGCAGCUCAUUCUUCACAGUCUGCAGUCGCUAGCAUCACUGCCCGAGGACUUGGGUAACCUCAGCAGCCUGCAGUGGCUCGAUAUUGUGGAAUGCACCCGGCUGCAGCAGCUGCCCGCCUCGCUGUGCCUGCUCUCGUCCCUCACACGGCUGACAGUGAGUGGAUGCCCUGCACUGGUGGUGCUACCACAUGCCAUGGGCGAUGGGCUGCACAGUCUACAAGAGCUCACUCUCAACUGCAAGAGCCUCACCCACCUGCCGCCGUCCUUCUUCAGGCUGACCUCGCUUGAGCAGCUGAGCAUCGUUCACCUGCCGUGCGUGAGAGGGCCCCUGCCAGACGCCUUGAGCCGCUUCACACGGCUGAGGGAGCUCUCUCUCGUUGCCAUGCCGCGCCUCACCGCCCUCCCGGCGUCGCUGGCUGCCCUCGCCCCCACGCUCACCAGCCUGCGAGUGUCGUGCUGCAGCGAGCUGAGGGACGUGGCAGAGGAGCUCGCCCAGCUGUCCAUGCUCCACACGCUCACACUCACGCGCUUGGAUAGCUUGAAGUCGCUCCCGCGGUCGCUCGGCCAGUUAGCCAUGCUUGAGAAGCUCACCAUCACGGGCGCUACCCUGGCCAAAUGCUAUGCGCUCUGCUUUUGA
Closterium sp. Naga37s-1 is the source of this 1413-nucleotide messenger RNA. The record is from the annotation of a GenBank genome assembly. Lineage: Eukaryota; Viridiplantae; Streptophyta; Zygnematophyceae; Desmidiales; Closteriaceae.